UUGCUUGGCCGGGUAAUUCCAGAUUGAUACAGGAUUAGUAAACGAUUCACCAUAUGAAGAAGCUGACCAUAUUUUACACUGCUGUUUUAAUUCAUUACUAUGAAGAACAAAAUUACAAUUAUUGUGAUAAUUACUUAUAGUUUAAUAGAAUGUGGGUAUACACAAAGAAGCAGAUGUGGUCUAGAGAAAUUUCAGUGUAAUAAUGGUCAAUGCAUAGCAAGUGAAUUAGUAUGCGAUGGACGAGCAGACUGUAAAGAUAAAUCUGAUGAAACCUAUGCUGAAUGUAAUAAACCAGAAAUUAUAUGUCCUGGUUAUGCAUUUCGAUGUUCAUAUGGUGCAUGUGUAGAUGGAGAUGCAACUUGUAAUGGAAUAAAAGAUUGUGUUGACAAUAGUGAUGAAACAUUGUUUAAAUGUACAAGUGCUUCAUAUAAUGCAUCUACACCAUGCACAAAGGAUCAGUUUAAAUGCAACAAUGGACAAUGUAUUUCAGAAAGUAGUUUAUGUGAUGGCAAUGCUGAUUGUGUAGAUAAUUCAGAUGAAACAUUUAUUCAAUGUGGAUCAAUUACUUGCUCAGAGCUUUUCUUUCGUUGUUCCUAUGGUGCCUGUAUUAAUAGUAACUUAAAAUGUAAUGGAGUUACAAAUUGUGUGGAUGGUUCAGAUGAAGAUCCAAAACUCUGUGGAGGUACUGCAACAACAGUUAGACCACCUCCACCAAUUUUUACUUUUCCUACAGAAUCUUCAUCUGAUGUAUCACCACCUUGGAUUCCUGCAACCUGUACUGUACCAGCACAACCAAAAAAUGGUUACAGGAAGUUAUACAAACCACAUUGUUGUGAUUCUAUAGGAAGUUCACAAUCAUGUGAUCUUUGUGACGUCUCCCAGGGUACUAAGAUAAAGCCAGGAGAAUAUUUAGUUUAUAGUUGCCAGCCUGGUUAUGAGCUUAAAGGUCGCGAUCAGAUAUUUUGUACUCGAGAUGGUCAAUUAUUAAAUAUUCCAGUUUGUACAGAAAUACGCUGUGAAGGCUUGGAAUCAAAUUCAAGAAGUGCUAAAUGUCAAUACCAAGGACAAUAUGUAUCAUGUCAAUCUAGUGUUUCGCCUUAUACGGAAGCAAGGUUGAAAUGUCGUAGUAGUUAUCGUCGAGAUACAACAUUGCUUUCAACAGCGGAAGUUACCAGGUGUAAUAAAACUGGUCAAUGGGAACCAAGGCCGAUACAAUGCGUUCCAGAAUGUGGUGUAUCACCUAUAGACUUUAUACCACUUAUUGUAAAUGGAACUCGACCUAACAUUACUGAAUUUCCAUGGCAUGCCACACUCUAUAAAGACAAAUCACUCAAAGAACCUAAAGAAUUUAUUUGUGGGGCAACUAUUAUUCAUGAGAAAUUUCUAGUUACAGCAGCACAUUGUGUGUAUGAUGAUAUUGAUCCUUCAAAAUAUUAUAUAGCAACAGGCAACAUUUAUAGAGAUUAUGAUUACCAAUUUCAUGAUCCAAUAAUAGUAAAAAAGGCUAAGGUAAAAAACAUAUACGUUACGUGCAAUUACAGAGGACUUGAAGGAAAUUAUGCUGAAGAUAUAGCUGUAUUAGAGAUUGAAACACCAUUCAAAUUUUCAUCUAUAUUAGUACCAAUAUGUUUAGACAUUGCUCGAGACUUAGUUGGAUUAGACGUGGGAGAUUUAGGAAAAGUAGCAGGAUUUGGAAAAACAGCUUCUGGAGCAAGUUCUUUCGUCUUACAAUCAAUUACAGUUCCAUAUGUGUCUGGAAAUAAAUGUAGAUCAUCAAGCGAUUAUCAUCAGACUAAAAAGUAUAUUACAUUUGAUAAAUUUUGUGCAGGUUACACAAAUGGAUCAUCAGUUUGUGAUGGUGAUAGUGGUGGUGGAUUCGUUGUGAAAAAAAAUGGAGUGUGGUACUUAGCAGGUAUUGUUAGUGUUAGCCUUGGUACAAGAACACUAGGAGGAAGUAGCACUUGUGACAGUUAUUCAUACACUCUAUAUACAACAGUUUCUGAACAUGUGCAAUGGAUUCAGGAUGUUCUUCACAAGUUACAAGGUCUACAAUGUUAGAAAACUAACAAUGUUAAAAUGUUCAGGAUAAUUUAUACAAAUAUGGUGUACUAUAUUUACAUCAUUAUAUACAGGUAUUGUUCCUAAAAUUUGUUGUCAUAAAUAUUUAAAUAUUUUAUUUGUUGCAUCAAUUUGAAUGGUUAAAAUUUGAAAAUAAAGUAUUUAGAGGGCUAUAAUCAUAUAUUUUUAGUGAUUAGUAAAAUAUGUUUGUAAAAUUUGAUGAUUUUUUAUAAUUGAAGUAAAAACAUGUUACAUAUAACUACAUUAUAUUAAAAAACAACAUAUUUAAUGAAAGAUGCAAAACACUGAAAAAUUUUUUAUAAUAUAAAUAUAUAAUACAUUUUUAAACAAACUUAAAUCUGAAGUGAUACAUUUCUUAAAAUUUAAUUAAAUAAUGAACUUUAAAAGUCAUAAACCAUACUUAUCUAAAAUUCUUGUCAAUAUUUUAUUACAAGUAUUACUUUGAAUAAAAAAAUAAGGUUUAGAAGGCAUUAUACGAUAUUUUUAAACAUUCGAAAUUACACAAAAUUACACUCUGUAAAUAUCACAGAAGAUAAAACUUGUUACUUAUGAAAAUAAAUUAAUAUUGUGGG
Messenger RNA from Osmia bicornis bicornis, 2651 nucleotides. RefSeq names its product modular serine protease-like. Gene Ontology annotation, molecular function: protein binding; serine-type endopeptidase activity. The transcript has 8 exons. The record is from RefSeq and is a predicted model, not a curated record. The coding region runs from base 100 to 2058 and encodes 652 amino acids. Lineage: Eukaryota; Metazoa; Arthropoda; Insecta; Hymenoptera; Megachilidae. Gene Ontology annotation, biological process: proteolysis.